Messenger RNA from Triticum turgidum subsp. durum (durum wheat), 291 nucleotides. The record is from the annotation of a GenBank genome assembly. NCBI's taxonomy places the organism in Eukaryota, Viridiplantae, Streptophyta, Magnoliopsida, Poales, Poaceae.
AUGGGAUUCAUCAUGGAGUUCGCGGAGAACCUGGUCCUGCGGCUGAUGGAGGACCCGGAGCAGCGCGACGAGGCGCAGCGGGCGCACGUCUACCGGAUGAAGGAGCGGUGCGAGCGCACCAAGGCCGCCUGGGCGCUCCCGCUCCGCCCCUACGGCUUCUGGACCUUCGACCGCUUCAACUCCCAGCUCUCCUGGGACCCCCAGAUCAGCCAGGCCGCCGGCCGCCGCGACCCCUACGACGACCUCCUCGCCCGCCACGCCGGCCCCGCCACGCCCUCCUCCUCCUCCUGA